Molecule: messenger RNA, 1431 nt
Organism: Strongyloides ratti
Lineage: Eukaryota; Metazoa; Nematoda; Chromadorea; Rhabditida; Strongyloididae
Product: Transcription factor collier
Exons: 6
Coding region: 1-1431 (476 amino acids)
Biological process (GO): regulation of transcription by RNA polymerase II
Molecular function (GO): RNA polymerase II cis-regulatory region sequence-specific DNA binding; DNA-binding transcription factor activity, RNA polymerase II-specific
Source: RefSeq, a predicted model, not a curated record
AUGUUUGGAUUUCAAGAACCAACAUCAUCAUUACUUAGAUCAGUCAAAGAGGAGGUUAAUAUUUCGGGAGCAUCGUCAAUCCUUGGGCAACAUUGGCCAACAGCAAUGCUUGAUGCUACAGCAGUAGAAAAUGCUCAAUUAGUCCGUGCUCAUUUUGAGAAACAUCCUCCAAAUAAUUUACGAAAAAGUAAUUUUUUUCAUUUUGUAAUAGCAUUAUAUGAUAGAACUGGGCAACCUGUUGAAAUUGAAAGAACACAAUUUGCUGGUUUUGUUGAAAAAGAUAAAGAAGUUGAUGGUGAAAAUAGUAGAAAUGGUAUUCAUUACAAGGUUCAAUUAGCUUAUGCUUCUGGUUUAAGAGCUGAACAAGAUUUAUAUGUUAGGCUAAUUGAUAGUGUUACAAAAACAGCAAUUGUUUAUGAAGGACAGGAUAAAAAUCCAGAAAUGUGUCGUGUAUUAUUAACACAUGAAGUUAUGUGUUCAAGAUGUUGUGAAAAAAAGAGUUGUGGUAAUAGAAAUGAAACACCUAGUGAUCCAGUAAUCAUUGACAGAUACUUUCUCAAAUUCUUUUUAAAAUGUAAUCAAAAUUGUUUGAAGAAUGCUGGAAAUCCAAGGGAUAUGCGCCGAUUUCAGGUGGUUAUUGGAACAACUCCUCGUGUUGAUGGACCAUUAUUGGCUAUCUCAGAAAAUAUGUUUGUUCAUAAUAAUUCAAAACAUGGAAGAAGAGUUAAAAGAAGUGGUAGUAUAGACGAAACAAUUCUUGCAGUUUGCCCAACAAUAAAAGCUAUAUGCCCAAGUGAAGGAUGGACACAAGGUGGUAAUACUGUAAUAAUAAUAGGGGAAAAUUUUUUUGAUGGUGUUCAAGUUUCAUUUGGAAGUACCACUGUAUGGAGUGAAAAUGUACAAGUUAUAACACAACAUGCUAUAAGAGUUACAGUACCACCAAAACAAUUACCAGGUGUUGUUGAUGUUACACUUAGUUUUAAAAGUAAAGUAUUUUCACGUGGUAAUCCAGGUAGAUUUGUAUAUGUAUCUUUAACAGAACCAUCUAUUGAAUUUGGCUUUCAAAGAUUACAAAAAUUAUUACCUAAAUAUCCUGGUGAUCCUGAAAGAAUGCCCAAAGAAUUAAUACUUAAGAGAGCUGCUGAAUUAGCUGAAGCUUUAUAUAAUAGAACACCAGCAGAUCAGUUAUCUCAUUAUGCAUCUGCAUACUCAGCACAUUUUGAUACUUCUGCAUAUAAUCAAGCAGCAGCAGCAUCAGCAGCAGCAGUUUCAAAUUCUUUACCAUCAGCUGUUUAUCAAGGAAAUUAUCAUGGUACUGGAGUACCUAAUGUUUCAGCAGCUAGUAAUUUUUUAAAUGGUAGUUCUUUUGCUACAUUUCAUUCUGUAAACCCAUUUGCAGCUACCUUACAUACUUCAACAAGGUUGGCUUGA